Messenger RNA from Zalophus californianus (California sea lion), 7484 nucleotides. Its product is annotated as lysine-specific demethylase 5D. The record is from RefSeq and is a predicted model, not a curated record. Gene Ontology annotation, molecular function: histone demethylase activity; DNA binding. Gene Ontology annotation, cellular component: nucleus. Lineage: Eukaryota; Metazoa; Chordata; Mammalia; Carnivora; Otariidae. Bases 353 to 5083 code for a protein of 1576 amino acids. Gene Ontology annotation, biological process: chromatin remodeling. The transcript is spliced from 27 exons.
AACUAUUUAAGGUUACUCGAAUGCUUGGUUUGUGGCGCUUGUUUUGUUUUAGUGGACUCACUUCUGUAUGUUUAGCUUUUACUAGCCCACAUAGAACAUCUCCGUUUUGAAGAUGCUUUAGUGCCUGAAGAAUCAAUCCGCGGAGCGACACGAAGUGUAAAGCAACCGGAAAAGCUGAAUGGUCAAGAUGGUGGUUAUAGAACUGGGAGCCCUGAGCAAUUGCAUGAAUUAAAAUAACUGUAGGAGUUAAAAGAAAAUAUAGGCCCUCUGGGGCCCACAUUUUGGCGACAAAGGAUUGAUAUGCCACUGAAGAAAGAGGAAAUCAUUUUACAAAUUAGCAUCUGAGCACGACAUGGAGCCGGGGUCCGAUGACUUCCUGCCGCCGCCAGAGUGCCCAGUGUUCGAACCUACGUGGGCCGAAUUUCGAGACCCGCUUGGCUACAUCGCGAAAAUCAGGCCCAUUGCAGAGAAGUCGGGUAUUUGCAAGAUCCGCCCACCCGUGGACUGGCAACCUCCCUUUGCAGUAGAAGUUGACAACUUCAGAUUCACACCUCGCAUUCAGAGACUAAAUGAACUGGAGGCUCAGACCAGAGUAAAACUGAACUAUUUGGACCAGAUUGCAAAAUUCUGGGAAAUCCAAGGUUCUUCAUUAAAAAUUCCCAAUGUGGAACGGAGGAUAUUGGAUCUCUACAGCCUUAGUAAGGCAGGAAAGCAGACAACAGAGAGCCUGCCAGCAUUUCUUCACAAAUCGUUUUGUCUUGGAACAACUGACGUUGGGGGGCAGUGCACGAUUGUGAUGGAAGAAGGUGGCUAUGAAGCUAUCUGCAAGGACCGUCGUUGGGCCCGAGUUGCCCAACGACUCAACUACCCACCAGGCAAAAAUAUUGGUUCCCUGCUACGAUCUCAUUAUGAGCGAAUCAUUUAUCCCUAUGAAAUGUUUCAGUCUGGAGCCAACCUUGUGCAGUGUAACACUCACCCAUUUGACAAUGAGGAAAAAGACAAGGAAUACAAACCCCACAGCAUUCCCUUAAGACAGUCUGUGCAGCCUUCCAAGUUCAGUAGUUAUAGUCGGCGGGCAAAAAGACUACAGCCUGAUCCAGAACCUACAGAGGAAGACAUUGAGAAGAAUCCAGAGCUGAAGAAGCUGCAGAUCUAUGGGGCUGGUCCCAAGAUGAUGGGCUUGGGGCUCAUGGCCAAGGAUAAGACUUUACGGAAGAAAGAUUUGUUUCUAACUGCCCUAGAUAAAGAAGGUGUUGUAUGCCCCCGCACUGUUCUGAUGAAGGAGGAACCAAGAGAGGAUGGGAGAGUGAUGUCCCCAUUGCCCAGAGAGGACUUGAAUCACAGUGUAGAGCCCUGCACUAAGAUGACCAUGCAACUGAGGAGGAAUCACAGUAGUGCCCAGUUUAUUGACUCAUAUGUUUGUCGAAUAUGCUCCCGAGGGGAUGAAGAUGAUAAACUACUUCUGUGUGUUGGCUGCGAUGACAAUUACCACAUCUUCUGCCUAAUACCACCCCUUCUUGAAAUCCCUAGAGGGGUCUGGAGAUGCCCAAAGUGUAUCAUGGAGGAGUGUAAGAGGCCCCCUGAAGCCUUUGGCUUUGAGCAGGCUACCCAGGAGUACACUUUGCAGAGCUUUGGUGAAAUGGCUGAUUCCUUCAAGACUGACUACUUCAACAUGCCUGUACAUAUGGUACCUACAGAACUUGUGGAGAAGGAAUUCUGGAGACUGGUGAGCAGCAUUGAGGAGGAUGUCACAGUUGAGUAUGGAGCAGACAUUCAUUCCAAAGAAUUUGGCAGUGGUUUUCCUGUCAGCAGUAGCAAAGGGAACCUGUCCCCCGAGGAAGAGGAAUAUGCAACCAGUGGUUGGAAUCUGAAUGUAAUGCCAGUGCUGGAUCAGUCUGUUCUGUGCCACAUCAAUGCAGACAUCUCAGGCAUGAAGAUUCCCUGGCUGUAUGUAGGCAUGGUAUUCUCAGCAUUUUGUUGGCAUAUUGAGGAUCACUGGAGUUAUUCUAUUAAUUAUCUACACUGGGGUGAACCAAAAACCUGGUAUGGGGUACCCUCAUUGGCAGCAGAGCAGUUGGAGGAGGUGAUGAAGAGGCUGACACCUGAGUUGUUUGAUAGCCAGCCUGACCUGCUACACCAGCUUGUCACCCUCAUGAAUCCCAACACGCUCAUGUCCCAUGGUGUACCAGUUGUCCGUACAAACCAAUGUGCAGGAGAAUUUGUCAUCACAUUUCCUCGUGCUUAUCACAGUGGCUUUAACCAAGGCUAUAAUUUUGCUGAGGCUGUCAACUUUUGCACUGCUGACUGGCUACCUGCUGGACGCCAGUGCAUUGAACACUACCGCCGGCUCCGGCGCUACUGUGUUUUCUCCCAUGAGGAGCUCAUCUGCAAGAUGGCUGCCUUUCCAGAGAAGUUGGAUCUGAAUUUGGCUGUGGCUGUGCAUAAGGAGAUGUUCAUUAUGGUGCAAGAGGAGCGACGUUUACGAAAAGCUCUAUUGGAGAAGGGCAUCACGGAGGCUGAACGAGAGGCUUUUGAGCUGCUCCCAGAUGAUGAGCGCCAGUGCAUGAAGUGCAAGACAACGUGUUUCCUAUCAGCUCUGGCGUGCUAUGACUGCCCAGAUGGCCUAGUCUGCCUUUCCCACAUCAAUGACCUCUGCAAGUGCUCAAGUAGUCGGCAGUAUCUGCGGUAUCGGUACACCUUGGAUGAGCUUCCUGCCAUGCUACAUAAGCUAAAGAUUCGGGCUGAAUCCUUUGACACCUGGGCCAACAAAGUACGAGUGGCCUUGGAGGUGGAGGAUGGCCGUAAGCGCAGCUUUGAAGAGCUAAGGGCACUGGAGUCUGAGGCUCGUGAGAGGAGAUUUCCUAACAGUGACCUACUUCAGCGACUGAGGAACUGCCUAAAUGAAGCAGAGGCUUGUGUCUCCCAAGUCCUGGGGCUGGUCAGUGGUCAAGAGGCCAGGAUUGAAACUCCACAACUGACCCUGACUGAGUUGCGAGUUCUUCUUGAGCAGAUGGGCAGCCUUCCAUGUGCCAUGCAUCAAAUUGGGGAUGUCAAGGAUGUUUUGGAACAGGUGGAGGCCUACCAAAUUGAGGCCCGGGAGGCUCUGGCCUCACUGCCCCCCAGUGUAGGGCUAUUGCGGUCCUUGUUGGAGAAGGGGCAGCAGCUGGGCGUAGAGGUACCUGAAGCCCAUCAGCUCCAGCAACAGGUGGAGCAGGCGCGAUGGCUAGAUGAGGUGAAGCAAGCACUGGCUCCUUCAGCUCAAAGGGGCUCUCUGGUUAUCAUGCAGGGGCUCUUGGUUACAGGUGCUAAGAUAGCUUCCAGUCCUUCUGUGGACAAGGCCCGGGCUGAGCUUCAGGAGCUGCUGACCAUUGCAGAGCGCUGGGAAGAAAAGGCCCAUUUCUGCCUGGAGGCCAGGCAGAAGCAUCCACCAGCUAUAUUGGAAGCCAUAAUCCGUGAGGCAGAAAAUAUCCCAGUUCACCUGCCUAACAUCCAAGCACUCAAAGACGCUCUGGCUAAAGCACAUGCUUGGAUUGCUGAUGUGGAUGAGAUUCAAAAUGGUGACCACUAUCCCUGUUUGGAUGACUUGGAAGGCCUGGUGGCUGUAGGCCGGGACCUACCUGUAGGCUUGGAAGAGCUGAGACAGUUAGAGCUGCAGGUUCUGACAGCACAUUCGUGGAGGGAGAAGGCUUCAAAGACUUUCCUCAAGAAGAAUUCAUGCUAUGCCCUGCUGGAGGUACUUUGCCCAUGUACAGAUGCUGGCUCAGACACCAGCAAGCGUAGCCGGUGGAUAGAGAAGGAGUUGGGCUUGUACAGAUCUGACACAGAGUUGCUUGGACUGUCUGCACAGGACCUCAGGGAUCCAGGCUCUGUGAUUGUGGCCUUCAAGGAGGGGGAGCAGAAGGAGAAGGAGGGUAUCCUGCAGCUGCGUCGCAUGAACUCCGCCAAACCCAGUCCGCUGGCAUCAUCGACCACAGUUUCUUCUGCAACCUCCAUCUGUGUUUGUGGGCAGGUGCCAGCUGGGGUGGGAGCUCUGCAGUGUGACCUCUGUCAGGACUGGUUCCAUGGGCAAUGUGUGUCAGUUCCCCGCCUCCUCAGCUCUUCAAGUCCUAGUUCCACCUCAUCACCACUGUUAGCCUGGUGGGAGUGGAACACCAAAUUUUUGUGUCCACUGUGCAUGCGUUCACGGCGCCCACGUCUGGAGACGAUCCUGGCCCUGCUGGUAGCCCUGCAGAGACUGCCAGUACGGCUGCCUGAGGGUGAAGCCCUACAGUGCCUCACAGAGAGAGCCAUUGUCUGGCAAGGCCGUGCCAGGCAGGCUCUAGCAUCUGAAGAUGUAACUGCUCUGUUGGGACAGCUGGCUGACCUUCGCCAGCAACUGCAGGAUGUAUCCACAUUGGACGAGCCCCUUACCUACCCUUCAACCCCUGCCUGUGACCCACAGAGAGAAGGCAGUGGCAACAAUAUGCCUAAGCAGGUCCCAGGGUUGGUGCCGAAUGUGGACAGUAUGGCUAGUCAUGGAAAGAUAGCUCCUCUUCAGGGCUCAGACCUGGAGGUAUUGUCCUCACUAUUGCCACAGUUGACUGGCCCUGUAUUAAACCUUCCUGAGGCAACCCGGGCCCCAUUGGAGGAGCUCAUGUUGGAGGGGGAUCUGCUUGAGGUGACUCUGGAUGAGAACCAUAGCAUCUGGCAGCUACUGCAGGCUGGACAACCUCCAGACAUUGACCGGAUCCGUACACUUCUAGAGCUGGAGAAGCCUGAGCAUCAAGGAAAUCGGACAAGAGGCCGGGCAUUGGAGAAGCGAAGGCGGCGGCAACAGCAGAAAAUAGAUCUGGGUAGGAAAAGUAAAGAAGAGCUGCAGUCAAAAAAGGCUCGAAACUCAGAGAUUAAGCCUGAUGAGGGCCAAGAAGAAGAGUUUGAAGAGGAAACAGAUACUGAAAAUAUUUUUCUGACAUCUACACAUCAUAGCCGCAUCUUCAAAGGGAACCAAAAUAGCUUCCAACAGAACAAUUCAGGUUCCGUAGCCUCUUUUCCUUCCUUAACCCCUUUGCUACACCAGCCCUACUCUCAACAGGAAGAGUUAUGACACCAAGUAGAAAAGGGUUUUUUUAAAGCCACUGCCUCUUGAACCUUUCUAGGUCAUGAACUUUGUUUCUUAUCUAGAAUUUGUCACUUCAGAGUUUUGAUAUCUUAUGUCUUAAAAGUGAUGUUUUGAGCUCAGUUCCUAAGGUCAGUGUCCUGUGUGCCUCUUCCCAGAAGUUUCUUGCCAGCAUUACUGGGACUACCACACAGUGAAUGAUUUCUCAAGCCAGUUUUGUUCUGCACUUAGGCAAAUAAAACUUGACAAAGGCAAAUCUCUCUUUAUUUCUCUUCCUUUUUUCUUAUAUUUUAAAAAAAUAUUUUGGUGCUUCAAGGCAACUUCUACAUUCUACCUCCUUUUCUCACCUUGGUUCACAUAAGAAAAGACAUUGUGUUAUGUAAUUACUUGUUAAAGCCAAAAAGAAUGGAAGAAAACAAGAAGUUCUUGGUUCAGGCUAUUGUCCAUUUUAAUUUUAUUCCCUUUGUUAAAAAUAAAACAGGAAUUGGUGUGUUUUAAAACUGUGGAUCUGAUUUGAACUUCUUUCAGUAUAACUGAAUGACUUAAGUUGGGAAACUUAAAAACCUCGUUUGAACUAUCUGUUAUACUUUUCUGGUGGGUGUGUGAAGAGUCAGUUUUAUAAUAUAUAACACUUAGAUCAAUAUCAUUUAGUCCCCUAUGGAUUCCAGUUGUUCACCACCAUUGGGGAGUUACUCAUUCUCCAUUGAAUCACUUUGUUAUUCCUUUGUUGAAAAUCUCUUGGCCAUACUUGUAUGUCUGUAAUGUUCUCUUCAUUAUUGACCUAUGUGUUUAUCUCUUUAUCAGAAUCCCAUUGUCCUAAUUACUGUUAACUUUUAGUAAGUAACUAACUUUCAUUAAGUCUUUUAAUAUGGUAGAAUGAUGAUUCUCUUUAUUCUGUUUCAUACGGUUUUAGGUAGCCUGGUACCAACCUUAUUUUCCUACAUGCAGUUCACUUUGCCUCCUGAAUUUGAUAGAGCUGAACUUGAACAAUUUAUUAUAUGUCUUACCUUUCCCUGUUCUCUUUGGUAAUAAAAUAUGAUAUGAUACAUUUGUUUUAAAAGUUCACAAAGAUGAAUAUGUAAAUAAGCAAGACUAGUACAAUAACUUUAGUUUACAUCUAUCUUUUUGUAUGUCUCAGGGAUCUAGUCAUACAUUCUACUUUUCUCAAUCCUUUUCAGUAAUCAGAUUCUGUGGACCUGGUUUGAAUCUCUUAAAUGAAUGCUCUGCUUUUUAUUUGUUUACCCAGCCAGGAUAGACCUAUUUCUCUAUAUAAAAUUUUUUUUUAAGAUUUUAUUUAUUUAGGAGAGAGAGAGAGCACAAGCAGGGGGAGCAGCAGAGGGAGAGGGAGAAGCAGGCUUCCUGCUGAGCAGGGAGCCCAGGACCCUGGGAUCACUGCCUAAGCUGAAGGCAAUUAACUGACUGAGCCACCCAGGCACCCAGUGUGUAUAAAAUUUCAUACCUAUAAUUUUUGUCACCAUCCUAGUUGUCUUCUCCCUCUUAUUUCCUGUCUUUAUUUUCCACACUAUCAGUUUAUCCUCAGGCAUAACUUUGUUGAUUACAAACAUAAUCAUAGCCUCCUACCCGUUUUAGUUUAUCUGUCAGAAAAAUAGCUUAUUGUAACAUAGCAAUCAGAUUAAAUAGAAAGUCUUCUGCUAUUUCAUCUACAUGUAAGAAUUAUUUUCUGAAGUUUUAUAGGUAUUGUUCUCCCACACAAAUGUGGUAGGUUUUUGAUUCUCAGCAUGCACUCUGAAAAUUUUUAUGAAUUCUCCAAAGGAGUAUCUUUUAAAUACAGCCUUUGUUCCCUGUAUUUGUUUUCCCAGAGUUUAUAUUUGCAUAUGAUCAUUUGAAAAUCACUGUGUAAUGGAAAAAACUAAUGUAGUGAAAGAAUUGAGACCUUGUGUCUACAAUAAUCUUCCUAAGUGCUCAGCCACAAAUUCCUCUCGUGUGGGUCAGGUGCAAUACAGGGACAAUUUUACAUCUUUCUCUGGACCACCUUUGUUUUACUUCAGGAGCAAGUUCUAACAUGAAACCAAAUACAAAGAUGCAUCAUUAAGUUUUGUAUGUAAGUGCUGAUGAUCCUGUGAUUGUAUGUUGAAUUAAAAAACAUCAAAUCUGUAGCAUAAAGUUAAUUUCCAAAGCCAUUUCAUGCUUUAUAAUAAUUCAGGGUAAUUUUUCUCUUGCAGGAAAAUUUUCAUGUUGAUUUUUAUGAAAAAAAAUGCAAUUGUAAUAAUACUUUACGAUUACUAAGCCGUCAAAGUCCUGUGUGGUAUAGCUUGUAGGCUACUUAGCUUCUGUUUCUGACAAAAAUUCAUGGAAGUAAUAAUAUUACUGUUCAUGAGAAUAAAGUUCAUUGAUAGUAUUGUUAUGACAAUAUAUGAUAGAUUGAAAU